This is a messenger RNA of Penicillium odoratum, 984 nucleotides long. RefSeq names its product Pectinesterase. Gene Ontology annotation, molecular function: pectinesterase activity. Bases 1 to 984 code for a protein of 327 amino acids. Gene Ontology annotation, biological process: cell wall modification. The record is from RefSeq and is a predicted model, not a curated record. The transcript is spliced from 2 exons. Lineage: Eukaryota; Fungi; Ascomycota; Eurotiomycetes; Eurotiales; Aspergillaceae.
AUGAAAUUCUGUAUUGUUGCCUGCUUCGCGGCCUCCGUGCUUGCUGCUAGCCGUACCACCCCUCCCACUGGGUCAAUCGUCGUGGCCAAGUCAGGUGGUGACUACACUACUAUCAGCGAAGCCAUUUCGGCCCUUUCCACCACCUCGACCUCCACCCAGACCAUCUUCAUCAAAGAGGGCACCUACGAGGAGCAGGUCUAUAUCCCCAAGCUUUCAGGAAAGCUCAUCAUCUACGGACAGACCGAAGAUGAUACGUCUUACACCUCCAACACCGUCACCAUCACCUCGGGGCUGGGCCUCGUCGAUGUAAGCGACGACGAUGAAACCGGCACCCUCCGGAACUAUGCCGCCAAGUCCGCCAUCUACAAUAUCAACGUCGCAAACACCUACGGUGAAGGCUCCCAAGCUCUUGCACUGAGCGCCUACAACACCGAACAGGGCUACUACGGCUGUCAAUUCACCGGAUUCCAAGACACAGUCCUCGCAGAGACGGGCUACCAAGUCUACGGCAAAUGCUACAUCGAAGGCGCCAUCGACUUCAUCUUUGGACAAACAGGUAACGCCUGGUUCGACAGCUGCAAGAUCGGCGUCCUCACCUAUGGAGAUGGAACCAUCACCGCGCAGGGCCGCCCCGCCAGCUCUGACGCCGGGUACUUUGUCAUCAACGAGAGUACAGUCGAGGCUGCAUCGGGUGAGGAUGUUGUUGAGGGGACUUAUUACCUUGGUCGUCCUUGGACUGAGUACGCGCGCGUGGUCUUCCAGAAGACUGUUCUCAGCGAUGUCAUCAACUCCGCUGGCUGGGAGAAGUGGUCUAGCUCCGAGUCGAAUACUGAGGAUGUUCUGUUUGGCGAGUACGAUAACUCUGGCGAUGGGGCUGAGGGUACUCGGGCUAGCUUUGCUGAGACUCUUUCUGCUGCGAUUUCUAUCUCCACUAUUUUGGGAAGUGACUACGCGGAUUGGGUUGAUACUAGCUACCUUGCUUAA